Messenger RNA from Paramuricea clavata, 2923 nucleotides. The record is from the annotation of a GenBank genome assembly. NCBI's taxonomy places the organism in Eukaryota, Metazoa, Cnidaria, Anthozoa, Malacalcyonacea, Plexauridae.
AUGGAACACAAGGAGUAUUAAAUUACACUCCAAGCAUGUUGUUAUAAAUAGGAUCGUAUUUCCACAGCGUAUUCACGCAAUCGAGUCGAUGGCUGCAAAAGCACGCCGAAAAAGUACUACAAACAAGGAGAAUCCACUGUAACUAUUUCACGUUGCAGACUUUGCAAUUGUGUUACUGAUCCAAAACAUAGCAAGAGUCUGUUUUUGAGGAAGAAUCAGGCAAUUCUACACAACGCUGAGAAAAUAUUUUGCGGCGAGUUGCCACACGAAAGCAAUUUUCCUGCUCAUAUUUGUGCGCCUUGUGAGAGAAGACUAAACAAUGCCAUUCAGUUUAAGAACGUAAUAACAGAGACUCAGAAAGCGUUAGCUGAAAAUGUUCGCACAAAACGUUGUGUAGAUCUAUCGCCAACUGUUGUACAGCCCACGAAAGUGCGAGCUGCUGGGAGUUCACGUCGACGAAGCAUCGACUUCAAUGUGUCAACCACUGAUGAUACUCAAAGUGCAUCCCCAAAUAUACUAGUAAGUAUCAAGAACUGUUCUUUUUCCAAUAUAUUAUUUAAUUAUUGUCCUUCAUGAGUUAUUAAAUGCUUAACUAUUGAGUUAUUAAAUAUUUUGCGCCAUCAAUGAGCGCAUUCAUGAUCAUGAAUAAAUUUAUUCAUUGAUGCAUAUAUUAUAGUAUUUACUGUAAACAAGAUAUUCAUUAGAUUAAAACAUUUUCUGUAUUUCAUGUUUUAAGGGUACUCCAGUGUUAGUCGAUGCAUCGUCAUAUGUUCUAAAUCAUGCGAACAAAGAACUCAUUGAAGUUGCAAGGAGAGGCAAUCCAUCGGUCCUGAGGCAGAGAUCAUUUGAUGGGUUAAGUUCUGAAACAUGGAUGGCUGAACUCAUAAACGAAAUGAAAACAAGGUGUCCUAUGGCUCAUCAAAUUCUUUCUGGGCUGUUGGAAAACAGCAUUUAUCCAGAGAAGAGGAAUCCUGCUUUGUGCUUAAUUUAUGGCAUCAUAAUGUUCCUAAAAUGUCAUGAAUUAAGCAAAAUACAGAGAAUAAAUUCUGUUUUACUCAUACAAGGACAAGCAUCUGUUAACGUAAGUUAUUCUUAAACAAUUUUGUAUUUAUGUUUCUGAGUUCUAAUUUAUAGUACCAUACAGUAUGCUGUCAUACAGUAUGCUUUAUCACGUUGACAAAUAGAAUUUGUCCAGUAAUGACUUAUCACAGACUUGCUCUGCAAUUGUACUUUAACAUCUCCCCCCUCCCAAGAUUAUAUUGUAUUUUUUAUUUCAAUACUGACCCCCUCUCUCCCUUGUGGAACAAGUCAGCGAUCUGUCAACACUGAACAGAAUACAUACUGUAUUUGUCAAUAACCUUGCGCUCAGCUGUACUAAGAGGAUAGUUGAUGCCACAGCUACACAUCCGAUAGUAAAAACUCAGUGCACUGUCCCCUGUUGGUCAUGUUUGGAAUUAGUUUAAUAACUGCUAGAACAAAAAUUGUGAAUUGGAUUCAUAUUGUACACAGGGUUUGUACAAAACUUGAAAAUCCUUGAAUAUGAAAACAAAAAUUCAAGGCCUUGAAAGUCCUUAAAUCUAUAACGAGGUGCUUGAAAGUCCCAGAAUUUGUUUUGCUUCAGCUUUCCGACAUUGUAUUUUCUGAAAUUUGUUAUAUUUCACAGUUGUAGAUUAAAACCACUUUUUAGGAAUUUCAAAUGCCCUGCCUCGAAAGUCCUUAAAAGACCUUGAAUUUUAAUGUUCCUUACCUGUAUGAACCCCGUGUAUAUUGCAGGCACAGAUUUCUGGGGGGUGCGCACCCCCAGAAAUGAUUUUCACCCCCCCAGAGGCAUUGGGCACCGCCCCAAAAGUUUUUGCACCCCCGCAAAUUAUAUAUAUUUUGAUUUGAUAGUGUCAUAUUUGAUUAUUCUUACUACUAAAUUUGUAAAAUUACCAAUAUUAUGGUCUCAGAUCUCACCAUGCAGGCCUAGAAAACAAAUUUUGUUAACCUUUUUCAUUGGUCUUUCCGAGCAUUGCCACCACGCCCCAGUCAAAGCAAGCAGCAACACCCCCCAGAUAUUUAUCACCCCCCUUCCCCGAACGAAAAUAUGAAAAUCAGUCUCUGGUAUAUUGAUUUUUAUUUUGUGUCAUUGUUAGGUGAUUGCUGAAUUAAAUAAGUAUGGUUUCUGUCUUGAGCUAAAAAUGAAGUACAACAUCCUCAAUGACAUUGGCAAUCAUUUUCUUGACCGUGCUGCAGAGUUGGUGAAGUCUGGACACAGGUUUGUGUAUGUCCUCGACAACAUUGAUUGGGAAGAAAAAGCCCAUGAUAUGAGACAGGAUGUACAAAACCGAAGUGUGCAUGCAGUUGCUACCAGCAUUGUGUUUAAUAGAGUUCCAGAAAAAGAUUUACCAAACUCUGGUCCACAGAAGAAUCUCCAUCACUGUAAUGUCGACGAUCUAGUGAUUGUGAAUGAUGAAGACACCAAAAAAAUUCGAGCCCGCUACCGUGCAAUCAUUGCAAAACUAUUAUUUGAGCAUUUUCCAGCAUUUGAAAUGUUUAAACAGUACACCCCUCAAGUAACUGAGUGUGCAUAUGCCAAAGAAAUGUCAACACGGUCAGAAGUCAUCACAAUGCCAGUUGUAAUGAAGGAUGAGAAGAAGUAUGCUGAAUGUGUUGAUGUUUUGGAUCAGCUGGAGAAAUGGACCCAUGAGAUAUAUUCAGCUGCUGGUCUGUGUUCUCCUGAGUCUGAAUCCUCCAAGGAAAUCACCCCUGUAAUCACAGCCCAUUCCAGACCUGAUCAACCUGCCUCACAUGUACCACCUGCUGCAACCGAGAGUGAUCCAUUGCAUGGUGUGAAAAUACCAUGCAAUGGAGAUCAACUCACCCGUGUCAGAUUUGCUGGUGCGAAAGAUCUACGUGCUGGGUGCCAUUCUCCAAAGCAAAG